AUGAGUGACACUGACAGCGAGGAGGAAACAGUUUUACAGCAACCGCAACGUUCGUCUAAGUACCGUUCAAUAAUCAAAACACCCAAAUUAACAUUGUCCAGUGGUUUACCUCAAGGGUUGUCUUACUUAGCGCCACUUCAAGUGAUCAGAAUUCACUCACGGUUUAAUGUUUUUUCGGAAAUACAGAGGGGGAAUGAAUACAGUAUUUGUAAUGCAAUUGACAGAGAGUUUUUGUCUGCUGUUGAAGAAGAAGAAUGUUCGAGUCUAAUUUGUGGAGCAAAUCGGCCAUUUAUUAUGCACAUCAACGAUUCAGUUACUGAGCAACCUUGUGUUCAGCUAGUCCGUUCAUGUGGUCUACGUUGUUGUCAAUCACUUGAGAUAUUUAGUCCACCGGAAAGAAUGAUCGGAUAUGUACAAAAACAAUUGUUCUGUUUAAAUCCCACAUAUAAUGUAUAUGACAGAGACGGUAUACAUAUUUUCACUGUUGUUGGUAAUUCCGGUUGUUGCAAAUGUUGUGUGGACAUCACUUUUAAUAUAAUCAAUGCUGAGCAUAAAACAGCUCAAGCGAUUGGGCUGAUUACUAAACAAUGGCAAGGUUAUAGGGAUGCAAUUUUCAAAGCAAACAACUUUUCAAUAACAAUUCCCAAAAAAACAGAUUUAAUGAAGAAAACUAUAUUACUAGGAGCCGCGUUUCUAAUAGAUUUCAACUAUUUUGAACGAGAUUACUACUAA
This is a messenger RNA of Lottia gigantea (owl limpet), 732 nucleotides long. RefSeq lists its product as hypothetical. The transcript has 6 exons. Gene Ontology annotation, cellular component: plasma membrane. The record is from RefSeq and is a predicted model, not a curated record. Gene Ontology annotation, molecular function: phospholipid scramblase activity. Bases 1 to 732 code for a protein of 243 amino acids. Gene Ontology annotation, biological process: plasma membrane phospholipid scrambling. Lineage: Eukaryota; Metazoa; Mollusca; Gastropoda; Lottiidae.